Messenger RNA from Cydia strobilella, 716 nucleotides. RefSeq lists its product as uncharacterized. The coding region runs from base 72 to 701 and encodes 209 amino acids. Lineage: Eukaryota; Metazoa; Arthropoda; Insecta; Lepidoptera; Tortricidae. The record is from RefSeq and is a predicted model, not a curated record. The transcript is spliced from 6 exons.
CAAUCAAAAUUUAAUAGUACUGAUUUAAUUAUUUUACAAUAAAAUAUGAAAAAUAAGGAAGAUAAUUUGAAAUGAACGAACAAAAGACCAAGAAGACUAAUAGUAUUUUCCAGCACAUACCGGAAGCCCCGCAACGGCGGGUAUCGUUCUCCAAGCCGUCCAAGUUCUCAAAGUUACCGUCGUCAUGGCAGCUGGCUAAGGGCUCUACGCAUGGAGCCACAGAAAAAUCCACUCCAGUGCCUCGUGUUAUUUCUUUUUCUCGGCCUUCUAAAUCUUCCUUGAAGCAAGGAUCACAUAACAAAGCCAUAGGAGUAUGCACCAGAAACAAAAAACGUGAUGCCACAUCCUCGACGACGGUGGACACUCGUCGACGCCUGCAGGACCCGACACCUACCCACCUCAAAUAUGGCACGUUCCGCAGACUCUCAAAACUCCGGCAAUCUCAAGAAGACCCGUUACUCAGCCCAAGAUGUGAGUCCAGGCCCAUCGUCGUGGCGCGCUCCAGCGUCACCGAGAAGAGGUCGCCAUCGCCUAAGGACCCGCUGAAGAUUGAGAGAAGUAGUAUUACUCCACCUACCGACACGGCGCCUCUCCAGCACUCCCCGCUCCGGCGGCCCACAAGACGUGUCUAUCUUUCCCGAACAGAACCUAUUCACCUCGACAUCAAGCCGAAGAGUUUCCCGUCUAUGUUGUGGUGUUAGAUAUAGCUCCUAAAC